AUGUCACCACAACCAUGGAUGCCGUACUUAGAACCGCGAGCAGUCUUGCACAAUAUGUAUCGUCCCGGACGUAUAGAUGACAUAACCGAGCUAGAUAAUGAAGAACGGGAAUACGAUCUCGAGGUAAUCAACAAGUCGAUAAAGAGUGCCGGGUGGAAGUAUGGUCGAAAAUUUGAAGGGAUUUUGGCAAUUAAGAACGUGAACAGUCAUUGUACGAUAAUUGGCAAACCGGGAACUCGCGACGGUGAUCACGCCGAUUCGGAUGGAGAAGCAAAUACAGAUCCUUCUGAAGAAGACUCAUCUCCUGAUGAUUUAGAAAUGGAUGAUUCCCCGGAAGACGAAUCUAUGGAAGACGACAUGUCAGAUCAUGAUCUUGACAUUGAUCAAGAUCUGUACGAAUCGAUGACUGAAGCAGGGAUGUACUCUGCAUAUGGAGAUGAUGAGGAUAUUCAAUAA
Molecule: messenger RNA, 456 nt
Organism: Paraglomus occultum
Lineage: Eukaryota; Fungi; Glomeromycota; Glomeromycetes; Paraglomerales; Paraglomeraceae
Source: the annotation of a GenBank genome assembly